This is a messenger RNA of Magnolia sinica, 4607 nucleotides long. Its product is annotated as cellulose synthase A catalytic subunit 8 [UDP-forming]. The transcript is spliced from 24 exons. The coding region runs from base 153 to 4331 and encodes 1392 amino acids. Gene Ontology annotation, cellular component: plasma membrane; trans-Golgi network. The record is from RefSeq and is a predicted model, not a curated record. Gene Ontology annotation, biological process: plant-type primary cell wall biogenesis; cellulose biosynthetic process. Gene Ontology annotation, molecular function: protein binding; cellulose synthase (UDP-forming) activity. Lineage: Eukaryota; Viridiplantae; Streptophyta; Magnoliopsida; Magnoliales; Magnoliaceae.
AAACGGCCCUGUAAGGCCAGGCCAUGGCUGAGGCCAUUUAAGCUCGACUAGGACCAGGCCCGAGCCUGGUAGACAGGUCACAGGGGACGAAACUCUGGCAUGGCCCAUUUCGCAAACCCUUUCUAGCAGAGAAAGUUGAAGAAACGCGUGGAAUGAAAACCCGUUCGGAUCGUUCUCUUCCCAUGACGAAGCCAAGACGACUGAAAGGCCACAACGACGCCGUCACGUGCUGCGUAGCCUCACGUGCCACGCCUGGAACUAUCUUCUCUUCUGGCGAGGAUGGUUGCGUUUGCUAUUUCGAUUUGCGAUGCAAAGAUGCGGUAUUCACGAUGGAAGUGGGGAAAGUACCCGUUUCAUCCAUAUGCUUCAAAGCAGGGAAUGAAGAUGUUAUCUAUGCCUCCUUAGGAACUGAAAUCAAGGGUUUUGAUGUUCAUAUGGCAUCUUCGUGGAAGCCAUUGGAAAGCUAUAACUAUAACAAAGAGGAGAUAAACCAGAUUGCUUUCAGCGCGAAGUCGUCUUUUCUUGCUGCUGCAGAUGACAGUGGUGACGUGAAGAUCAUUGACACUCGCCAGCAGUGUUUGUACAAAACACUAAGAGCUGCUCAUACAAGUAUUUGUAGCAGUGUACAAUUCCUUCCUUGGAAACCUUGGGAAGUCAUUACUGGUGGUCUAGACUCAAAGCUUGUGAUGUGGGACUUCUCCCGAGGGCGGCCAUACAAAGUUGUAGAUUUUGGGAUGCCUGACAUGGACAAUUGUGAGUCUUCUAGUAAUGCAAAUCAAUGUUUCAACCCUGCUUUUGUGCAUGCAUUAGCAGUCCUGGAAGCGGACAUGUUGGACGGGGUAGCCAAGAUUUGUGGUGUGGGAAGGGGCGAUGGCGUUGUUGAUGUGAUUGAUAUUGAAUAUGAGCUGGCUGUUGCUAAAUCAAGAAGUUCAUCGCAGCUCAAGAAGGGAUCUCAGCCAAGAUCUAGGGACAGUACUGUGCAAGGGGCUAAUGCUGCAACACUUGAUCCUAACCAAGGGAAGCGUUUGCAUUUGGAUUAUGCUGUGGGAGGGCAUACUGCUGCUGUAUCUUGCGUGGCUUUUUCAUUGUUUGGGGAGAGAGGGAAGUUUAUCAUUUCAGGUGGGAAUGAUGCGUUUGUGAAGGUGUGGGAUUGGUCUAAAUAUUCUGACAAUAGAGGAAGCGGCUGCAGCAGUGAUCUUCUGCCUCUGAGCAUUGACGUGAGGAAAAAAGUUAAUUGGCUAUGUACCACCACAGCAGAUUCAGAGAACCUUGUCGUUUGUGACACGUCUAAAGUCAUGAAGGUGUACAACAUUCUAAGGUUAGGGUUUUUUCAAAAAAGAAGCGGAAGAAGAGGCUCUGGAAUUCGGGGAUUUUUCCUGUUUUCAGAGAUGAUGGAAUCUGGCGCUCCUCCUUGCAGUACCUGCGGCGAGCCGGUCGGCUUUGAGGAGAACGGUGAGGCUUUCGUUGCUUGCCAUGACUGUAAUUUUCCCAUUUGCCGGUCCUGUUUCGAUUACGAACUCAAGGAAGGAGGGAAAUGCUGCUUGAGAUGUGGUGCUCCUUACGUUCAUAGAUCAGUCCCCAAUGUUCAAAAGGAGACAUCCAGCGGAGGGCUAACCAUGGCAGCCCAUCUCAGUGACUCUCAGGAUCCUGCUGGCCACAGUAGAAACAUCAGUACUCUCUCGGCAGCAGAAACCGAGUCGAAUGCCGAAUCUGGGAACCCAAUAUGGAAGAACCGAGUGGAGAGUUGGAGGGAGAAGAAGAAUAAGAAGAAGAAGAAGGCAGCUAGUAAGGAUGAUAAAGUAGCUCAAAUUCCAGCUGAACAGCAGAUGGAAGAGAAACAGUCUCAAGAAGCUGGAGAACCUCUUUCAGCUAUUGUUCCGAUACCUCGUGAUAAGCUCACACCAUACAGAAUUGUGAUUAUAAUGAGAUUGAUAAUUCUCGGACUUUUCUUCCAUUAUAGAGUAACCAAUCCUGUUGAUAGCGCUUAUGGUUUAUGGCUCACAUCUAUCAUCUGUGAAAUAUGGUUUGCCAUUUCUUGGGUUUUGGAUCAGUUUCCUAAAUGGUCCCCUAUCAAUAGAGAGACAUAUGUCGACAGAUUGUCCUUAAGGUAUGAAAAGGAGGGUGAAGUCUGUGAACUUGCUGCUGUGGACUUUUUUGUUAGUACCGUCGAUCCGUUAAAAGAGCCACCGUUGGUCACUGCCAAUACAGUGCUUUCAAUACUUGCUGUCGAUUACCCUGUUGAGAAAGUCUCUUGCUAUGUGUCUGAUGAUGGCUCUGCUAUACUUACAUUUGAAGCUCUCGCGGAGACGGCUGAAUUUGCAAGAAAGUGGGUCCCAUUUUGCAAGAAGUUUUCCAUUGAGCCACGGGCACCUGAAUUUUAUUUCUCUCAGAAGAUUGACUAUCUGAAGGAUAAAGUACAGCCAUCUUUUGUGAAGGAACGCAGAGCAAUGAAGCGAGAUUAUGAAGAGUACAAAGUGAGGAUAAAUGCUUUAGUGGCAAAGGCUCAAAAAACACCAGAUGAAGGUUGGACGAUGCAAGAUGGUACACCUUGGCCAGGAAAUAAUCCUCGCGACCAUCCUGGAAUGAUUCAGGUUUUUCUCGGACACAGUGGUGCCCAUGAUAUAGAAGGAAAUGAGCUUCCCCGAUUGGUGUAUGUCUCAAGAGAGAAGAGACCUGGUUACCAGCACCAUAAAAAAGCCGGUGCAAUGAAUGCUCUGGUCAGAGUGUCUGCCAUUCUCACAAAUGCUCCAUAUAUUCUCAACCUUGACUGUGAUCACUACCUUAAUAAUAGCAAAGCUAUUCGUGAAGCAAUGUGUUUCAUGAUGGAUCCACAGGUGGGCAGAGAUGUCUGCUACGUUCAAUUCCCUCAAAGAUUUGAUGGCAUUGACCGCAGUGACCGUUACGCGAACAGGAACAUAGUCUUCUUUGAUGUUAACAUGAAAGGCCUUGAUGGCAUUCAAGGACCUGUUUAUGUGGGGACUGGUUGUGUUUUCAACAGGCAAGCCCACUAUGGCUAUGGACCUCCAUCCUUGCCCAGCCUACCCAAGGCUUCUUCUUCUUGUUCUUGGUGCUGCUGCUGCUCCUGCUGCCGCCACUCUAAGAAAGCUUCUAAAGAUCAGUCAGAGGUUUACCGAGAUGCAAAACGGGAGGAACUUGAUGCUGCUAUUUUUAACCUCAGAGAAAUUGAUAGCUAUGAUGAAUACGAGAGGUCGUUACUGAUCUCCCAAACGAGCUUCGAGAAGACAUUUGGCUUCUCUUCUGUAUUCAUCGAAUCUACUCUGAUGGAGAACGGGGGAGUACCCGAGUCUGCAAACCCAUCAACCCUGAUAAAGGAAGCAAUCCAUGUCAUUAGCUGUGGGUACGAGGAGAAAACUGAAUGGGGAAAAGAGAUUGGUUGGAUAUACGGGUCCAUCACAGAAGACAUCUUAACUGGUUUUAAGAUGCACUGCCGAGGCUGGAGAUCACUUUACUGUAUGCCGGUUAGGCCAGCCUUCAAAGGAUCAGCACCCAUCAAUCUUUCGGAUCGGUUACACCAGGUUCUGCGGUGGGCUCUUGGGUCUGUGGAGAUAUUCCUUAGCAGACACUGUCCCCUCUGGUAUGGUUUUGGGGGUGGCCGUCUCAAAUGGCUACAAAGGCUUGCAUACAUUAACACCAUAGUCUACCCAUUCACUUCACUCCCUCUUGUUGCCUACUGUUCGCUGCCUGCUAUAUGUCUUCUCACCGGAAAAUUUAUCAUACCUACGCUUUCAAACAUUGCAAGCGUCUGGUUUCUUGGCCUUUUCAUGUCUAUUAUCUUGACCAGCGUCCUUGAGCUGCGAUGGAGUGGCGUGGGCAUUGAAGAUUUGUGGCGUAAUGAGCAGUUUUGGGUGAUUGGAGGCGUUUCCGCCCAUCUUUUUGCCGUUUUCCAAGGAUUUCUAAAGAUGCUUGCAGGCCUUGACACCAACUUCACCGUCACAUCAAAAGCUUCUGAUGAUGGAGAGUUUGGUGAGCUCUACAUAUUCAAAUGGACCACACUUCUGAUCCCACCAACAACCCUUUUGGUCGUCAAUAUGGUGGGUGUUGUUGCUGGGUUUUCCGAUGCACUGAACAGUGGCUACGAAUCAUGGGGGCCUCUCUUUGGUAAGGUCUUCUUUGCAUUUUGGGUGAUUCUUCAUCUGUAUCCUUUCCUCAAGGGUCUCAUGGGGAGACAGAACCGGACUCCAACCAUUGUCAUCCUCUGGUCGGUGCUGUUGGCGUCCGUCUUCUCGCUUAUUUGGGUGAAGAUCGAUCCGUUCUUGAGCAAUGUGGACAGUUCUACUGUUGCUCAGAGUUGCAUUUCCAUAGAUUGUUGAAUUCUCCAAUGGGUUUUGAGUCGUGUGGAUACUAUAACGUGAAGCUUGAAUCAUCUCGGAAAUGGAUUUGGAUACAUUCCCAAAUUUCUCAUAAUCUCCAAUAGUAUUGUAAUGGCAUUCAGGGGUUCUUGUUAUUAUUCUCAUGAAGUAUGCACACAGAUGACUUGGAUUUCCACCAAUAAUUAGAUGCUUGGUGAGUUCCAGCGGGUGUUACAGACAAUGUUUGCAAUUUGAAAUGCAACAUGUUCAGUGUUUGAGCAGAACUGGCUUUCUUCA